Closterium sp. NIES-65 is the source of this 5289-nucleotide messenger RNA. Lineage: Eukaryota; Viridiplantae; Streptophyta; Zygnematophyceae; Desmidiales; Closteriaceae. The record is from the annotation of a GenBank genome assembly.
AUGACACUAUGCCUCCUAAGCGUGCUUUUAUUGCUGCUAGUGAUCACCGUGGAAUACGGCGACGAUGACGACGAUGACGGCGGGGUCGCGCGUUCGUCGCGGACGCGCAUUACCGGCAGCUAUGAUGACCUGGACGAUGGGACACGUGGCAGCGGGGGAUUGGACGACUUCUGGGGGCUGGGUCAGCAGGGGCAGGGCCGAUACUGCCGGGAGCGUGGCCAGCUGGCGGUGUGCCGGCCGCCCGACGCUGUGAUUAUAGCGGAGGUAAGCGGAGAUGCGACUCGUAGCAGUGUGCCAGCCGCCCUAGGCUCUGCUCCUCACCUGCUCUUCUCCCAUCUGCCAACCUCACCACUCCCGGCCCUUACUUGUGUUCUCUCCCUCUCCUCCCUCCUUUUCUCCACCUCCUCUGCCUGCUCCCCUUCGUCUCCUCUCCUUCCAAGGCGAUCUGUGCUCGCAUCUGUUGUCCCUCUGCGCCGCAGCCGCCUUGCUGCCAGCAGCCAACCUCACCGCGCUCGCCCUCUGGGCGAUUUGGGCUCGCGUCUGUCAUCCGUCUGUUCCGCAGCCGCCCUGCUGCCAGCAGCCAACCUCACGGCGCUCGCCCUCUGGGUGCCCGAUGCCUACAUGCCGCACAUCCGCUUCUCCGACCUCUUCACUCUAACUGCCGCUGCCACUGACGCCUCUGGUACCCCCCCUCCUCCUGAUGUGGAAGGGCGGACCUUGCGUGCUGCUGCUGGGGGGGCCGGGGGGAGCGGGGAAGGGCUAAGAAGUGGUGGUGGAGUGGAGGCAAGAGGGGGUACGGACCUUGGGAAUGUCACAGAGGGAGGAAUGGGAGCCAACAGCAGCAGCACUGGAGGCGGGGGCGGCAGUGGCAGCAGUGGUAGCAGCGGUGGUGGUGUUGGUGGUGGUGGUGGUGGUAGUGGUGGUGGUGGAAGCAAGGGAAGGGGUGCGGGGCGGUUUGUGUGGGUAGAGGAGGCGAAUGAGACGGCUGCUCACUGGCGUCAGUUCCUCGCACUCACCCACCGACCGGUGACCAUCCGCGGGUGUCAGAAGCGGGGCGCCUCUCAGAAUGCCACUGUUGCCUCGCUCACGCUCAGCCUGUACCUCUCGCCCGCCUCCAUCAACUGGCUUGUGGACGCGGUGAACCCAUGUGCAUUCGAACGCCGCAUGGCGGCAUGCAUGGCAGCGCUGCAGCCCGCCCCGCCUGUGGCCGAUCUGCUCCUGCAGGAAGAUGUCGGCCGCCUCAAGUCCGCCCUUGGCCUCUACCUCGAUGCAGCGCUGCAGCCCGCCCCGACCGUGACAGCACUGCUGCUGCAGGAGGGCCUGGGUCGCCUCAAGUCCGCCCUUGGCCUCUACCUCGAUACGGAUGGCCCGGCUGCCGCAUAUCCGCCACCUCCUCUCCUUUUGAGGCGCCUCAAUAGUCACUCUGGCCCCUCCCCUGGUCUCUCCUUCUGCCCUCGUAUCACCCUCUCACAAAACUUUACUCAGGACCUCUCACUGGACGGCUGUCCCGGGUGCCCCAUAUCCGCCACCUCCUCUCCCCACCUCUGUGCCACGCGCCGCCUCGCCAUGUCCUUUCUCAAGCGCCCCUCGCUAGAUUUCGCCCUCGCCGCCCGCACCGCCCUCAACGCCGCCCAGAUUUCCGACACCUUCCACCCCUCCCGCGCGCCGUUCGUGCUGCAAGCCACCCAAUCGCGCGCUGCCACGUGUCCCAAGGGGGAGAGGGCGGAUUUGGGGAAAGUCGGGGUGGAGGAGUGGAGGAAGGGAGGUGGAGGGUGGGGAGGAGGAGGAGGUAACGGAGGAGGAGCCGGAGAAGUGGGGGAAGGAGUGGAUGGGAACGGUGCUGCUGUUGCGGAUAAUGGAGUAAGGUUAAUAGCGGGAGGGAAUGGAACGGGAGGGGGAAACGGGACGGAGGUGAGGCAGCUGCUUAGGAAGAAGAGCCUGUCACCUGAUGAUCUCAUGCUCUGUGUCCGCCUGCAGGCAGUGGAGCUGUUUGCGCUCAGCAUGACCCGAGGACUCAUCUCCCUAAAGGCCGGCCUGGCGUCGCCACAAGCCAUGUUCAUCGCCGCCCACGGCGCCGCCCGCUCCGACCUCUUCCGCGUGCAGCGCCCCGUCUGUGACUCACCGCCCCUGCUGCCGCUCACCCAGCAGAAGCUCGCUCGCUUCACCAUCAUCGAAGAGUCCCUGAAGCUGGUCUACUGCGCAAUCCCCAAGGUGGCGUGCAACUCGUGGCUCAUGUGGCUGAGGGCGCGCCUGGGCCUGCCCAACCCAGAGGACCCGCUGCUGGCACUCAACGAGAAGGAGUGGGGCUUACACGAGCUGGCUUUGGACUUCACAGAAGAACAGGCGAUCCGCCUCAUGACCCGCCCGGACUUCUUCAAGUUCACCUUUGUGCGCAACCCCUUCUCGCGCAUUGCCUCGGCCUAUUCCAACAAGCUCGUACGCACCGACCGACCCAAGCUCAAGACCGGCACCGGCUGGGGCACCCGCCAGUACUGGAGCAACGCCUUCUUCCACGCAGUGAAGCCCAUGUACGAGGCAGUCAAGGACAACACAGGGCUUGUCUCCUUCCCGGAUUUCGUCCGCCUUGUUGGCAAGCUGCUGGCCAGUCACCGCGCUGACAUGGACCGCCACCUGGCGCCACAAGAAGACAUCUGUGCACUGGGCUCCAUCAAGUACGACUUCGUGGGGCGAUUCGAGCACCUGGAGGAGGAUGUCAAGACGGUGAUCGACAGGUUCGGCGGCGAGCACCUGGACGUGUUUAGGUUCGGCAAAGGGGCGCACUUCACGGAUACGGAUCGGCGCCUCGCGAAGCUGUAUGACAAGCCUGCCACGUCAUCAUCGCUGUCAUCAGCACAGCAGGCGCCGUCUGAGGGGAGGAAGAUAUCCUGCGAGGACAUUCAGCUGGUGCAGAACCUGAUCGAGCGGUGCUUGCAGCUGUACAUGAGUCAGAGGGAGGUGGUGUCCACGCUGCAGUACCAGGCCAAGAUCGAACCAGGCUUCACCAAACUCGUUACCACCCCUUGUUCUCCACCCCUCCCCACCCGCCUCCACCACUCUCCAUCCCUUUCCACCCCUCUCUGCAACCACUCUCCACCCCUCUCCACCGCAGUUUGGCAGAAGCUGGAGGAGCAGAAUCCCGACUUUUUCCGUUCCUCCACCAGUUCAGCACACUCCACCCUGUUACCACCCCGUGCUCUCCAUCCCUCUGCACCCCUCUCCACCCCUCUCCACCCCUCUCCACCGCUCUCCACCGCAGUUUGGCAGAAGCUGGAGGAGCAGAAUCCCGACUUCUUCCGCUCGUACCACAUGCGGCUGCGCCUAAAGGACCAGAUCCACCAGUUCAGCACACUCCACCCUGUUACCACCCGGUGCUCUCCAUCCCUCUGCACCCCUCUCCACCCCUCUCCACCGCUCUCCACCGCAGUUUGGCAGAAGCUGGAGGAGCAGAAUCCUGACUUCUUCCGCUCGUACCACAUGCGGCUGCGCCUAAAGGACCAGAUCCACCAUUUGGCAGAAGCUGGAGGAGCAGAAUCCCGAAUUUUUCCGUUCCUACCACAUGCGGCUGCGCCUAAAGGACCAGAUCCACCAGUUCAGCACACUCCACCCUGUUACCACCCCGUGUUCUCCAUCCCUCUGCACCCCUCUCCACCGCAUGAGGAUGGAGAGGAGUGUGAGGAUGGAGAGGAGUGUGAGGAUGGAGAGGAGUGUGAGGAUGGUGAGGAGUGUGAGGAUGGAGAGGAGUGUGAGGAUGGUGAGGAGUGUGAGGAUGGUGAGGAGUGUGAGGAUGGAGAGGAGUGUGAGGAUGGUGAGGAGUGUGAGGAUGGAGAGGAGUGUGAGGAUGGAGAGGAGUGUGAGGAUGGAGAGGAGUGUGAGGAUGGAGAGGAGUGUGAGGAUGGAGAGGAGUGUGAGGAUGGAGAGGAGUGUGAGGAUGGAGAGGAGUGUGAGGAUGGAGAGGAGUGUGAGGAUGGAGAGGAGUGUGAGGAUGUGCACGGCGCAGCUCCCCCUUUCAUGCACCCACACGCAGCCGCUGCCGCAGCAGCAGCAGCAGGGCACCACCCCCACCACCCGCACCACCCCCCCCACAUGCUCCACCACCCCUACUCCAUGCUUCCCCCAGGCCAGCAUCCCCCCCACAUGCCCCCCCACGUUCCCCCAGGCGCGCCCAUGCCUCCCCCCAUGAUGCCCGGAAUGCUUCCCCCGCACAUGCUCCCCUUUGGCCCGCACCCCCACCCCCACGCUCACCCCCACCCGCACGCCCACCCCCACUCCCACCCUGCUUCUGCUGCUGGUGGUGGUGGCGGUGGUGGUGGUGGUGGGGGGAAUGGUGGGGGGGGAGGGAGUGAGAUGGCGGUGAUAGGGGUUCCGUCCUCCGCUAAUGCUCAUGCUGCGGCGAUGCAAGCCCAUGCACAUGGGAUGGCCCAUGCCCAUGCGCAUGCCCAUCCGCAUGCCCAUGCCCAUGCACAUGCCAUGACCCAUAUGGCCCAUGCUUCAAAUACCUCCGCUGCUGCUGGUGCUGCAGCAGGGAGGUUCGAUGCAAAGGGGGAGAUGGGGGCAGCAGGGGGGGCGGGGGCUGGAAGGGCAGAGGGGGGGGAGAUGGGGGCUCUAGUCGCGGAUGGUGCAGGCGCGGGGGGAGGAGAGGCUGUGGAGAUGGGGGGAUUCGCGGAAGGAGGGGUGGGGAUGGGGGGAGAGGAUGGAAUGGGGGGCAUGGGGGGCAUGGGGGGCAUGGGGGGGACGGGGGGAAUGGGGGGGACGGGGGGAAUGGGCAUGGGGGGGAUGCUGAAGCUUGAGCCAGUGGAGGGUAUGGAAGGGGAGGAUGGGGAGAAUCUGGAUCUAGACGUGGGCAUGGAGGAGGGGGGUGGGGAGGAGGCGUUGGGAGCAGGGGCAGGAGGAGGAGGAGGGGGAGGAGGAGAAGGAGGGGGCGGAGGAGAAGGAGGGGCAGGAAGGGCGGGUGCGAGUGAGGAUGAUGAUGACAUGGCAGGCGUGGGCGGUGCUGCGGAGCUGGACAGUGACGGGAGUGACAUGGCAUUUCCGUUUGGCUCGGUUGAUCUACCCUCUCCUCCUUCAGGCCCUCUCCUCGCUGUGGGGAGACUUUUGAGCCACAUGCUGGGGCUGCUGCCGGGCUCUCCACCUUUCAUGAAUGCCGACGAUGCUGACAUGCCAAUCAGCCCCACCUAUGCUUUCCCAUGCCUCCACUCUUCCCCUCCUGCCCCUCCUUCCCUUCCUGCCCGCCCUUUCCUCCCCCAGGCGGCCACAUGCUGGGGCUGCUACCGGGCUCUCCACCUUUCAUGA